AUGCCGGCUAGUAAUGAGAGCAAGUAUAUAAAAGAAGUAUGGGCGGAAAACCUAGAGGAAGAAAUGGGAGUUCUACGUGACCUGGUAGAACAGUAUCCCUUCCUUGCAAUGGAUACCGAAUUCCCUGGGGUGGUGGCCAGACCGAUUGGAAAUUUUCGAGGAAGCUCGGAUUACCAUUAUCAAACACUUCGGUGCAAUGUGGACCUGUUGAAGAUUAUCCAAUUGGGAAUUACAUUUGCAGACGAAAAUGGAUCAUUUCCUCCGGACACUUGUACAUGGCAGUUUAAUUUUAGGUUCAACUUGGCGGAUGACAUGUACGCACAAGAUUCCAUCGAUCUAUUAACAGAGUCUGGCAUUGACUUUAAAAGGCAUGAAGAUUAUGGCAUAGAUGUUGAUCAUUUCGGGGAAUUAUUAAUCAGUUCAGGCUUCGUUCUGCUGGACGACGUAAAAUGGAUAUCAUUUCAUAGUGGCUACGAUUUUGGUUACCUGCUAAAGGUGCUCACCUGUUCUCCUCUUCCGGCUGAGGAAUCUGAAUUCUUUGAUCUACUAAGGACUUAUUUCCCAUGUAUAUACGACAUAAAAUACCUCAUGAAGAGUUUCAAAAAUUUAAAAGGCGGGUUACAAGAUAUCGCAGACGGUUUACAGGUUACUCGAAUUGGUCCCCAACAUCAAGCUGGUAGUGAUAGCCUUUUAACGGCGACGACUUUCUUUAAGAUGCGUCAGACCUUUUUCAAUGAUAAAAUUGAUGACCAGAAGUAUCUGUACGAUUAUUUAAAUGAUUCAUCUUAUUUUUAA
Acaulospora morrowiae is the source of this 795-nucleotide messenger RNA. NCBI's taxonomy places the organism in Eukaryota, Fungi, Glomeromycota, Glomeromycetes, Diversisporales, Acaulosporaceae. The record is from the annotation of a GenBank genome assembly.